AUGCCCCGCUUGCUUGUUCUGUUUCUUGGUUUAGCCCUGCUAAUAACUCUCUCAUCAGGAUCUUCCUCAUCAGCUGUUCCGUCCUGUACGACUGUUUACUCACAGUUAGCGCCUUGCAUACUAUAUGUCGAUCAUGGUCAUGAUGAUCUGAAAGCUGAUAAUCCAUCUAAAGCUUGCUGUAAAGGUGUUAAGGACAUACACAAGCUUGCAACCAAACAAGAUCACAUUGCAGUCUGCAACUGUAUAAAAGCAACAGUCAUUGAAGUUGUAUAUAUCAUUCCCUCUCGCAUAGCUGAAGUCCCAAAGAAAUGUGGCCUUCCUUAUAAUGUGCCUCCCAUACAUAAGAACUUCGACUGUAACACGUAA
This is a messenger RNA of Lycium ferocissimum, 366 nucleotides long. RefSeq names its product non-specific lipid-transfer protein A-like. Gene Ontology annotation, cellular component: membrane. The record is from RefSeq and is a predicted model, not a curated record. Gene Ontology annotation, biological process: lipid transport. Bases 1 to 366 code for a protein of 121 amino acids. NCBI's taxonomy places the organism in Eukaryota, Viridiplantae, Streptophyta, Magnoliopsida, Solanales, Solanaceae. The transcript has a single exon. Gene Ontology annotation, molecular function: lipid binding.